Pelagomonas calceolata is the source of this 698-nucleotide messenger RNA. Lineage: Eukaryota; Pelagophyceae; Pelagomonadales; Pelagomonadaceae. The record is from the annotation of a GenBank genome assembly.
UAACAUGUCUCUUCUUACAGGACCACAGGGGGGAUUUUCAGGGGAUUUCUCAUGCGAAUUGGGGCGCGUCGCGUCGGCCUUGGGCCGCGCGCGGGCAACAUCUUUCAAUUUUUCAGUCGUCGCCGAGGCCUCUAUACGCCACGUUGGGCGUGACCUCGGCGGAGCUCGGUAUUUGGGCCGGCGGGAUCGUCAUGCUCGUAUCGGCCGGCGCCGGCGCUGGGAUUGGCGGAGAGAACCGUCGGGACAGCGGCGUCCCGUCGCGCGCGAGCGGCCUCGGCUGUCGGGCCAUCGUGUAGACGGGCUGACGCGCGGCGCCGUCGAGGAUUCCCAGCGGCAUCGUCGCCGGGCCGCGGCAGGCCUCGGCCAGGGGCGGCGUCUGCGCCGCGCCGCUUUUAGCGUCGGCUGGCGUGAGCGCGGUGGUGUUCAUGGUCAUCACGUGGCGGCGAGUGGAGAGAAGUGGGCUUGUUGGAGGGUGGUAGCCGCGUGCUUUAGCCCUGUUUGUCGUGUCAGAGCUUAUUUUUGAAUCCGAGGCGGCGCGGAGAGCUGGAAAAAGCUGCGCCGGACGGUAAGGCAGAGCCUUGAGUACUUUUCGAGCACUCGACUUUCGUGAGAUUCGUUGUGCGCGGCGUGCGGACCCGCUUAUCUUCCGCCGGCUUGUUCGUGCUGGGCCUCCUUCGCGGCUUGCCCUAAGGAUGAAG